Messenger RNA from Lecanosticta acicola, 1135 nucleotides. The record is from the annotation of a GenBank genome assembly. NCBI's taxonomy places the organism in Eukaryota, Fungi, Ascomycota, Dothideomycetes, Mycosphaerellales, Mycosphaerellaceae.
AUGUUACACAUCCAUUGCAGCGGCACGCCAUACGAGGUAAGACACCACUCCAGCCAGAGCAAAAACAGCAUAUCCCGAAAGAAGAAAAAAAAACAUCUCUAAACCUUCCCAGAUCGGCCUCAAACACGGCCGCGAAGCGAAACUCCAAAUCUCCCGUACCAUUGCCUUCUACACCUGGAUGUUCCACUCCACAGCGCAAAUGACCUGGCCGCGCGUCCGUGACCUCGCCCUGGCCUUCCAGCCCACCCUCCUCAAGAAAUGGCCCGCGUUCCUCGAGGAGAUCUCCGGAAUAGCCCAAGGCGCCGGCGUCGACAUCGCCGACAUCAUCGCCAUCAACGUCCGGACGGAAAUCGCCUUCGGGCUGUUCAGCGAUGGAUGCACGGCGUUGUCUUGGAAAGAAACCGGAUCGGAGAGCAGCAGCAGCAGCAGCAGCAGCAGUUGGCUCGCGCAGAAUUGGGACUGGAAUCCUCGCCAGAAAGAAAAUGUAAUCUGUCUCACGAUCUCACAAGCUCCCAAACCGAAGAUCAAAAUGUUAACCGAGGCGGGGCUGAUUGGCAAGAUUGGAUUCAAUGAUUCCGGCGUUGGCGUCUGUCUGAAUGCCAUCCGGGCGAAGGGGAUGGAUCCGAGCCGCUUGCCGUGUCAUUUGGGCUUGAGGAUGGUGCUGGAGAGUACCUCGAGAGCGCAAGCGGUCGAGCGAUUGGAGAAGUACGGCGUGGCGAGUGCGUGCCACAUGCUCGUUGCGGACGCGGUGGAGGGGGGUGUCGGGUUGGAAUGGUCUUGUAUGGACCUGAUCAAGAUUCCUCAGAACGCGACGACGGGACAGGUUUUCCAUUCGAAUCAUUAUCUGGAAACGCAUCGGGGUGUUGAAGACACGAAUUGGCUCAGUGAUUCGGAGUUCCGGGUCAGGAGGAUUGGAGAGCUGUGUGGGCGUGUUGGAGAGCCUGUCACGAUGGAGAAAUUGCAGGGAGUCUUUCAGGAUGAGGCGAAUUUUCCGGGAUCGAUUUGUCGGCAGGCGGAAGGGGGGAGUACGUCUGCCACGUUGUUUAAUAUUGUGAUGGAUCUGGGUAGGAAGCGGGCGGAGGUGAGGGUGGGUAGGCCUGUGGCGCCUGAUGAGAGCUUUGUUUUGGAAUUUUGA